Xiphias gladius (swordfish) is the source of this 1375-nucleotide messenger RNA. RefSeq names its product tubulin, beta 4B class IVb-like (gene tubb4bl). Bases 32 to 1375 code for a protein of 447 amino acids. The transcript has 4 exons. The record is from RefSeq and is a predicted model, not a curated record. Lineage: Eukaryota; Metazoa; Chordata; Actinopteri; Istiophoriformes; Xiphiidae. Gene Ontology annotation, biological process: mitotic cell cycle; neuron migration; microtubule cytoskeleton organization. Gene Ontology annotation, molecular function: GTPase activity; structural constituent of cytoskeleton; GTP binding. Gene Ontology annotation, cellular component: microtubule; cytoplasm.
ACUCGUCCAUUCUCGUCUCCAUCCUUCCAAAAUGCGCGAAAUUGUGCAUUUGCAAGCCGGUCAGUGCGGAAACCAGAUCGGAGCCAAGUUCUGGGAGGUGAUCAGUGACGAGCAUGGCAUUGAUCCCACUGGUACCUACCAUGGAGACAGUGAUCUGCAGCUAGACAGGAUCAGCGUCUAUUACAAUGAGGCCACAGGUAGGUUAGGUGGAAAGUACGUGCCCCGAGCUAUCCUGGUGGAUCUGGAGCCUGGUACGAUGGAUUCAGUCAGGUCCGGUCCCUUCGGGCAGAUCUUCAGACCCGACAACUUUGUCUUUGGCCAGAGCGGAGCCGGAAACAACUGGGCCAAGGGCCACUACACUGAGGGAGCCGAGCUGGUAGACUCCGUCCUGGACGUGGUGAGGAAAGAGGCUGAGAGCUGCGAUUGCCUUCAGGGCUUCCAGCUUACUCACUCCCUGGGUGGUGGUACUGGCUCUGGCAUGGGCACCCUGCUCAUCAGCAAAAUCCGGGAAGAGUACCCGGAUCGUAUCAUGAACACCUUCAGCGUGGUGCCUUCCCCUAAGGUGUCCGACACAGUGGUGGAGCCCUACAAUGCCACCCUGUCCGUCCACCAGCUUGUAGAGAACACUGACGAGACCUACUGCAUUGACAACGAAGCUCUCUAUGAUAUCUGCUUCCGCACACUUAAACUCACCACCCCCACCUAUGGAGAUCUGAACCAUUUGGUGUCUGCCACCAUGAGCGGAGUGACCACCUGUCUGCGUUUCCCCGGACAGCUCAACGCUGAUCUCCGUAAACUAGCUGUCAACAUGGUGCCCUUCCCCCGUCUUCACUUCUUCAUGCCAGGCUUCGCCCCCCUCACCAGCAGGGGCAGCCAGCAGUACCGCUCCCUGUCUGUGCCCGAGCUGACCCAGCAGAUGUUCGACGCCAAGAACAUGAUGGCUGCCUGCGACCCACGUCACGGCCGCUACCUCACCGUGGCUGCAGUAUUCAGGGGCCGCAUGUCCAUGAAGGAGGUGGAUGAGCAGAUGUUGAACGUGCAGAACAAGAACAGCAGCUACUUCGUUGAAUGGAUCCCGAACAAUGUGAAGACCGCCGUCUGUGACAUCCCACCCCGCGGCCUCAAAAUGGCUGCCACUUUCAUCGGCAACAGCACAGCCAUCCAGGAGCUAUUCAAGCGCAUCUCCGAGCAGUUCACUGCCAUGUUCCGUCGUAAGGCCUUCCUCCACUGGUACACUGGUGAGGGCAUGGAUGAGAUGGAGUUCACGGAGGCCGAGAGCAACAUGAACGACCUGGUGUCCGAGUACCAGCAGUACCAGGAUGCCACCGCUGAGGAGGGCGAGUUUGAGGAAGAGGGAGAGGAGGAAGUCGCCUAA